AUGCCUGACCCCGCGACGCACCUCGCUGCCACACCCGGCGUGCUGCUUCUCCCGACGCCUGCGCCCUCGCUCGCCUCUGUGCUGCCCGCCCCUCGCGGCCAUGCCAUCGCGCCACUCCCCACUGCCCCUCGCCUCGCAGCGCCGGGCCGCGCCCCGCGCGUGCUCUCAUCGCUGCCGCCUUGGGCCGCGUGUGGCCCCCCUCCGCCUCCGCGCCGCUCCGGCCGCCUGCCGGUGCCGUGGCCGCCGGUGCCCCGCGGCGCUGGGCGGCACCCGUUGCGGCUGUGUCCAGGUGACCCGGUGCCCGCACCCGUCGGGGGCGACCGCCGCUGCCUCGACCUCGACGCCAACCGCCGUGGCCGGACCCCCACGCCGCCACCCGCCGGACCGCCUCAUCCUCUUCUCCUCUCCAUCGUCCCCUCGUCACCGGGCCACACCCGCUCGUCGUCGCCGUGCACCACCACCGCCGCCGUCCUCUCCGUCACCGAACCGCCCCCGAGCUCGUCGCCUAGUCCCCGUCGUCCUCCCCGCGCCCACUGCCAUUUCCCUGCAACCGUCGGUGAGACGCCGCGGCUCCCCUCUCCCCCUGCCGGACGCCAUCCGCCGCGCCCGACCGCGCCGGUGCACGGGCCAAGCCCCGCUCGCUGCUCCUCCCGUUCACGCAUCGUCGCGCCAUGCCUGACCCCGCGACGCACCUCGCUGCCACACCCGCCGUGCUGCUUCUCCCCGACGCCUGCGCCCUCGCUCGCCUCUGUGCUGCCCGCCCCUCACGGCCAUGCCAUCGCGCCACUCCCCACUGCCCCUCGCCUCACAGCGCCGGGCCGCGCCCCGCGCGCGCUCUCAUCGCUGCCGCCUUGGGCCGCGCGGCGCCCUCGCCUCCGCGCCGCUCCGGCCGCCUGCCGGUGCCGUGGCCGCCGGCGCCCCGCGGCGCUGGGCGGCACCCGUUGCGGCUGUGUUCAGGUGACCCGGUGCCCGCACCCGUAA
Aegilops tauschii subsp. strangulata is the source of this 981-nucleotide messenger RNA. NCBI's taxonomy places the organism in Eukaryota, Viridiplantae, Streptophyta, Magnoliopsida, Poales, Poaceae. The record is from RefSeq and is a predicted model, not a curated record.